Molecule: messenger RNA, 1210 nt
Organism: Amphimedon queenslandica
Lineage: Eukaryota; Metazoa; Porifera; Demospongiae; Haplosclerida; Niphatidae
Product: pleckstrin homology domain-containing family F member 2-like
Exons: 12
Coding region: 29-1078 (349 amino acids)
Biological process (GO): endosome organization; endosome to lysosome transport
Cellular component (GO): early endosome
Molecular function (GO): metal ion binding; phosphatidylinositol binding
Source: RefSeq, a predicted model, not a curated record
AUAGCAACAGUAGCAAUGGCGGAUAAAGAUGGCUGACACAAAGGAAGAUCGUAAGAGUCUCAAGCAGCCCCUGGUAUCAAGUCACAGCAGGCAAAAGAGUCCAGAAGAUAGAGAAACAACCCCUUCUUUACGUAAAGACAAUUCUCUUUGUUUUGGACUGCACAGUGAGGCUAAUCACAGGAGAAUAGCAAUCGUGGAGCAGUGUUUUGGUAGUAAUGGUCAGUCCCUCACUAAAACCGGUAGAGUUCUUGUUGGUGAGGGAGUUUUAACGAAAAUGUGUAGAAAGAAAGCAAAACCGAGACAAUUCUUUUUAUUCAACGAUAUUCUGGUGUAUGGAAAUAUCGUCAUAGACAAGAGAAAGUAUAACAAACAACAUAUUGUCCCGCUAGAAGAUGUUAAAAUCCAGUCACUUGAAAAUGAUGGACCAUGGAAGAAUGGAUGGCAGGUCAUUAGUCCCAAGAAAUCCUUUGCAGUGUAUGCAGCAUCACCAACAGAGAAAUCAGAAUGGAUGGCACACAUUAAUAAAUGCAUAGCUGACCUCCUUGCCAACAGUAACAAGAGACCGGCAACAGAGCACGCUGCUGUUUGGGUCCCUGACAGUGAAGCACAGACUUGUAUGCAUUGCCUCAAAGUCAAGUUUACUCCAAUACAAAGAAGGCAUCAUUGUAGGAAAUGCGGUGCUGUAGUUUGUGGUGGAUGCUCUAACAAGAAGUUCAUCUUGUCAUACCAGUCUGACAAACCCGUUAGGGUCUGCAUCACCUGCUAUGAAGUACUCAGUAACUCUGUACCCGAUAAAGACAAAUCAUCUAUGAUAAGACCCGACUAUGAGUCUGCAAGUGCAUCAGUGUGGAAUAGUGAUGAGCAGUUGAAUGAUGAUGAUACGGCUAGUGGUGGCAGUGCUGAUGGAGGAGUAAGUGCAAGAGGAGGAAUGGGCACCAGUGAUCCUAUUAUAACACCACAACCUCGCUAUGGAUCCUCCGAUGAAGAAGAAGAUGAUAUUGAACUCCCUCCUGGUUCAUUGCCAGAGUCUCAUCCUCAGUUUUAUGAUUUUGGAACUACUGAAGUAUUGAUCAGUUGAAUGGAAGGGAGAAGGAGAUGCACAUGAGGGUCGCAUGAUUGUCAUAUAAACCAUUUUAUUAUUAUUUUGAAUAAUGCAUGACCUCUUUUAUGUUUUCAUUUUUUGUUAUUACAGUUUGUGGAUUAAACUAGA